AAACAUUUUAUAUUUCAUUACAAAAAAUCCUCACAAUUACUACAAAAUUGCAUCUACUAAAAAAUAUCUACCAAAAAUGACUCAAAAUUUUACUCACGAUCCAUAAAAGUUGACUCACCUCACAAAUCAAAUAAGAAUCCAAUUUAUAUCAACUUGAAACUCAGUAAACAAUAAGUUUGUUCUCACUACAUUAUCACUCAAAGUGCACUAACAUUAUAAACAAAACAAGCUGCAUUACGAUCAGAAACUGCAUCUUAAACAACGUCAAAACAACCGCCAUUUAAUCAAAUUAAAAAAUAUAUAUAUGUCUAGUCUUUUCCCUAAACUAAAAAUAUUUUUACACCAGUUACAUAUCGACUUAGCGUGCAAAGCUCCGAAUAAUAAAGUGAUAUAAAUGUGGUGACACAAAAGUGGUGAUAUGAAGUGGAAAAGACAGACCCUGGUCUCCGGGGAGACUUCCGAAGAUGAGAUCGGACAUAGCUACUUGAGCACUUUGAUGUAUGGUCGCUAUCAACGCGACCUAAGCGAAGCGGCCAGAGAAGAAGCGAGAAGACUCAGAAGGCUACGGAAGAAGAGAAGAAAAGACGACAAGCUCCGGCAGAAGGAGCUAGAAGCUAGCGGCAAACACAGACCUAGGGGGAAGUUCUUUAAAGUAUUAGGGUACAUAUGGAGGCACACGUUCGCUCGGCUGGGCGAGGACUGGGUGUUCCUCGCGCUGCUGGGUAUCAUCAUGGCGAUUGUCAACUUCGCCAUGGACCGGGGGAUCGCGGUCUGUCAGAAUGCUCGCAUGUGGAUGUACAACGACCUAGCGACGUCUACGUUCAGUCAGUACGUAGCGUGGGUGUCGCUGCCAGUCUGCCUCAUACUCUUCGCGGCUGGCUUCGUGCACAUCGUGGCUGCCCAGAGCAUAGGUUCAGGUAUACCUGAAAUGAAGACAAUUCUCCGAGGAGUACAUCUGAAAGAAUACUUGACGUAUAGAGCGAUGAUAUCGAAGAUCGUCGGUCUCACUGCCACACUGGGGUCCGGUCUACCGCUGGGUAAAGAGGGCCCAUCAGUCCACAUAGCAUCAAUGGUAGCAACUCUCCUCUCGAAGCUGGUGACGACCUUCCAAGGCAUCUACAGCAACGAGUCUAGGACCAGUGAAAUGUUAGCCGCCGCCUGCGCUGUGGGCGUGGCUUCUUGUUUCGCAGCCCCAGUCGGAGGAGUGCUGUUUUCAAUAGAAGUAACGACGACGUACUUCGCCGUACGAAAUUAUUGGCGCGGAUUCUUCGCUGCGUGCUGUAGUGCUAUUAUGUUCCGUCUCCUGUCAGUCUGGUCAGGCGCAAUGCCGACAGUGAAGCCCCUGUUCCCGACCAACUUGCCGCAAGACUUCCCCUUCGACCCUCAGGAGUUUGCUGUCUUCGUACUCUUGGGAAUAGUGUCCGGUCUUCUGGCAGCUCUAUGGGUGUUCCUACACAGACAAUAUGUGCUGUUCAUACGAAAUACUAAGUCACUCAGCAAUUUCUUGCAGAAAAAUCGUUUCAUCUACCCUGGGUUCAUAACUCUAGCGGUGAUGUCCAUACUGUUCCCGCCCGGCAUCGGCAAGUAUAUGGCGGCUGAUCUCGGAAACCAGGAACAGGUGCUCUCCCUAUUCUCCAACUUCACGUGGACGGACGAGCUGACGGCCGAGCAGGCGUCGGUAGUGUCGCACUGGCAGACGCCUGAAGUGGAUCAUUUCGGAUGUCUUAUUAUAUACUUCUUUUCUAUUUUCUUCCUAAGCCUGGUGUCGUGCACGCUGCCGGUGCCGGCGGGCAUCUUCGUGCCGGCCUUCAAGAUGGGCGCCUCCCUCGGCCGCUUCACCGGCGAGCUCAUGCACUACUUCUGUCCGCUAGGGGUGGCUUACGGGGGACAUAUACAGAAGAUAUUGCCCGGCGGCUACGCGGUGGUGGGCGCGGCGGCCUUCACGGGCGCCGUCACGCACACCGUGUCCACCAUCGUCAUCGUCAGCGAGAUGACCGGACAGGUAACACAUCUCCUACCAAUAAUGGCGGCGGUGUUAGCUGCCAACGCGACAGCCGCCCUACUGCAGCCAUCCUGCUUCGACAGCAUCAUACUCAUCAAGAAGCUGCCCUAUCUACCUGACCUUCUGUCUUCUGCUAGCCGUAUGUAUGACAUUUGCGUGGAGGACUUCAUGGUGCGUGACGUCAAGUACAUCUGGAACAAGAUGAGCUUCCAGCAGCUCAAGGAUCUGCUCAAGGAGAAUAAAACAAUAAAAAGCUUCCCCCUAGUAGACAGUCCCUCCUCCAUGGUCCUCCUAGGCUCCAUCCACCGCUGGGAGCUGGUGAAGGUGAUCGAGAAGCAGGUGGGCCGCUCGCGCCGCCUGCAGGUGGCGGCGCUGUGGCACCGCCAGGCCGAGCGCAAGAGGCAGCACGACGAGGCCAAGAGGCGCAGGAGACCUUCACGGUUUGAGGUGACGCCAGCGCCGGACAUGCUGCAGGUGCCGGGCGCGGGCGGCAUGACGCGCGGGACAUCGCUCACCACCACCGACCAGGGCGGACUCAUACCUGCUCCAGGCCAACUAUUCCGUCCUAAAUCAAUUCUAAAGAAGACGAACUCGUUCACCCUGACCCGCGGCCUGUCUUCCGGAACUGCUCCAAAUACACCCACCACGCCGCAGCCUUCUGUCUACACCACAGUCACUGGGGCCGAGACCAGGAUCCGAGCAGCGUUCGAAGCGAUCUUCAAGCGUUCCUCUCUGCUGCAAGACGUGGAAGGUGGCCUUCCUGACCAGCUCAGCCCCACUUCACUGCCCAGGAGUCCUUCUAUUAACAAGAAAGUUCAACUGCCCCGCGAGCGAGUAUGCGACAUGUCCCCGGAGGACCAGAAGGCGUGGGAGCUGAUGGAGAUGGCCAAGGAGAUCGACUUCGACAGGAUGCUGCAGAUCGCCAGGAAACGAGAUAUGCACCCCGACGACCCAGAAUAUGAGGACGAGAACCUGUACAUCUGUCACAUUGACCCUGCGCCCUUCCAACUUGUUGAGAGAACUUCCUUGCUCAAGGUACACUCGCUGUUCUCGACACUGGGUGUGAGCAGAGCGUACGUGACGGCUAUCGGACGACUUAUUGGCGUCGUGUCACUCAAAGAGCUCCGCAAAGCAAUAGAAGACGUGAAUUCCGGAGCCCUAACUCUAGCCACCCGCCCCGAGCCGCCCCGGGCCCCGCCCGCUGUACGGGUGCCCGACACCCAGGCUGCACCUCCCAGCGACUCUGAUACUGCCAAACUGACUAUCACUGCUGACGACCAGUGACGAUGGAAUAAAGGAAAUGUAGGAGAAAAAACAUCAAGGAAAGAUGAGUAAAACAUCAAAGAAAAUUUGAGUUUUUUGGUACCAGAAGAAGUCAGAUAAGAUUAGUAGAAAAAUCUGUAGGUAGAAAUUGUGGUAAGAUGCAGAAAAGUAGCAUAUUAUGUAGCCUGAAAAUACUUUGAAGGUGUCAUCAGCGAGAAUAAAACUGUUUAAUCGAAAAUAAUUUUGAAGAAUAACAUCCAAGAUACAGUAUAUUAUGUUGCUGUAAGAAGCAGUUCAAAGCAUAAAGGGCUUAAGCCUAUUUGAAUGUGUUGACUGCAAAGAUCGUCUUUAAAAGUAUUUUCCGCUGCUAAAACAGUCAGUCAUGUGAUUUGAAACGAAACGUAUUAGCUUAAAACUAUAUGUACUAUCGAAAGGACUUCUGUAAAUGAGUUUGAAGUCCUAAAAAUGUUAUUUAAAAACAUCCUAGCUAAAUAAAUAAGACAGACAAAAAACUUUUGAACUAAAGUUUUUAAUACUUUGUUGUAGUUAGAAAAGACAGAUAAUACUAACAAAUGCCAUAAGUAAGGCUAAAAGAUUAUUUAAGAACCCAAGAUUGGGUAUUCCUAAGAAAUUCAAAUGGGAAAAUUCCCAUUAAAGAGUUCUUUUAAGAACUUUGUAGGUAGUGUAGUGUUUAGUAGUAAAUGUUUUACUGCGGAUUGCAAUAUUCGAUCCGUGAUUAAAGAUUGACAUAAUAUAUAUGAAGCUAAUGUUAAAAUUCAAUCUCCAAUAGCAAAACAAUAAAUGGAUCGGUUAUUGUAACCCGUAGUCAGAGAUUGAGAUUUAAAGCCAUGAAUAAAAAAAUAAAGAAAAAAAAGCUGUUCGUCUAUAGUUCCUUGAUAUAGUGAUUUUUGAAAUAAAAAAUAUAUUCGGUGGCUUAUAAACAUCUGUGAUGGACUGAAAGUCGAAAUUAAUAUAUUAGAAAUUGCUCGUCCAAAGAUUAGAAAAAAAUCGAAUGGGAAUUUUCCCAAAACUGAGUUCUUACUCGAAAAAGUCCUUUAAAAAAAGAAUAAAUAGAGAAUUAUUCUCACUAUGCAUAAUCUAAGACUUGUCAAGCGAAGACAUAUCGAUGUGAUUAUUUUACAUUAUUACGUAAAAAGCUAAAUAAUCAAAAAAUCGUCACAAUUACGUAAACUUUUUUGUCGUUAUAAGUAGGUGUAUUUUUGAUAGAUAUUUUUGAUGUAUGUAUAUGGUGCUUCCGAAAAGAGAUUAGUAGUGUACUCUUAUGAAAGAAAUUAGAUAUAAAAAUAUCCUCGCGUACCGUAAGAAUGCGUACAACCGAGCAAUUUUCAAAGUGAGCAAUAUUUAUUAUAGUAUAUAAUUUAAAAUGGUAUUUUAUUAGCGACUGCCAAUUAACGUAAUUUUUCGUAAAGUCGCGUUCGUCGAUCGGUAAAAUUGCUCGCGUGUACGCAUUGUACGCAUUGCUCGGCGGUACGCGUUUCAAUAAAGCAAUAAUACUCUAAGUACAUUGCUUCAAGUUUAGUGCCUUAGAUUUUCGAUAUUUUUUUAUGUACAGGCUGUUGUUUUUUUUUGUUUUCACAUUUUGAAAAAAUAAUCUGUUGAAAGUUAUAAUUUUAUACAAUUUAUUGAAAUGUGGUUUCCUUGUUUUUAUACCGAACAUACAAAGUGUGUAUUUCUGUUAUAGUUUUCUGGCGAAAAUCAUGUGAACAAUAUUUAAUUACAACAUUAUACCUGUGUUUAAACUAUUAACUGUAUUAUAACCUGGCUAGCCUGUACAUUAAACCAAAUUUAGUGAACCCCAAGGCUUGUGAUUGUUCAUUCAUUCCAAAAGUGUUGUUUCUUAGUAUUAAGAGAUAAUUAUAGAUAUAUCUUUAUUCCCUAGGAGUCUUAUACAUUUGUGUCCAGCCUAACAGAUUAUUAGAACACUGGGUUUUUAUUUGAUGAUACAUAAAAGAAACAAAUAUGAUAAAAGUAAAUACUAACCGGGCCGACUAAAACUUUUUGUGUGAUAAUCUAAAAAAUACAUCUUAGAAAAUUACAGUAUUUUUUGACAUAGGAAAUGUAAGAAAAAUGAGGCUAUAAUAGAAUGUGAAACAUCAAAUAAAAACUCAGUAAAAAAAGUGCCAUUUGAAAAAUGAAAAUAGCAAAAAGUGCCAUAGAAUGAUUGGCCGAAUGCUAUUAAUAUUCUUGAGUAUUCACUAUCAUUGUAUCAAAUAUGAGUUCAAACAAAAAUAUCUUAUUUUUGAUAUAAUACAAACUUAUCGAUUUAAAUAUAACGAUAACCGAACACUUAACCAAGUCAUGUUAUGUUGAACUAACACGAUAAAAUAUCGAUUCAAAUUAAUCGAUAAAAAAACUAUUCAAUUCGACAACUCAAAUAUUUAUGUAUCGAUAUUAUUCGCACAACGAUUUUUCUAUUGAUCUAUGAUAGUGAAUAUCCUUCCCUCACUCAAUACCAAUGUCUCGUAUAUUUGUAAUGAAAUAAAUAAUAAUAAAUGGUUGUAAACAAACAUAUCUAGUACGUCCGUCCUAAGGAUUUAAUAAAAAAAAAACUAAAAUGAUGUAAAAAAAAAGUAUUUUUUGAAGAGACAUUAUUAUAGAACUUUGCAACUGCUAAUGAUUGCUACGAACAAUUUUUUAGAGGAAUUAUAUUAAUCCAUUUUGAACCUUUCCUGUCAUAUAGGGCUCAUUUUGUCAAUUUUGUAACACAUUGAUUACAUUGAUAAACGAAAAUAUGAUGAAAAUAAACAUAUGACGUAUUAAUACAUAGAACCAUGAAAUAUCUCUACAUAUAUUAGACGGUGGAAUUUUGUAACUCAGUUCACACCGCGUCUAAAAAAUGAAAAAACAUGAGCAUUAUAUUAAUACCAGUACCAACUAAUCAAUGAAUUGUAAGCCUAUUACCCACAUUUGCGUGGUGCAGUCAAGUUAAAAACAUUACUAUGAUAUUAAUUUAAAAAGCAAAAGCUUAAAAAAAACAAUCGGUAGCAGUUGCAAGUUAGUUAGUAGACUCCAUAACAUUUGGACAUGCUUGUAUCCUCAAAUUCUGUGAUUUUUAUAAUUAUUAUUAUUUAAUAUAAUAUACAAGAAAUCGAGAGUGUUGUCUGGUCACCCUCUUUAUUUAAUUUAUGUUUAUUUUCUGAUCUGGUCAAUGAUUUUGGUAAAGGUAAAAAAUAUUAUAUCUGUGAAAAUUAUAUUUGUAUCUUUUCCAAUUUUCACGUAAAAGACUGGUUAAACCUGUCUACUACAAAAUUUUAUUACAGUUAUGAACUAAUCUAGUAGUAACUCCUUAUCUAAAAGAGUUGUUAAAUAGUCCAUAAAACCUUUUGUGCCUUAUAUUGAUAUUAAGUUUUCCACAAUUUUUAAAGUAACUGAUUGCUGUCUACUAAUAUUAAAUGUUAGCAAAAAUAUGUAGCGGAGUCGACGCCUGAUUCCAUAAUUUACAUUGAAGAUGAUUUUUUUUACCAAAAUCCUUAACCAGAUCAGAAUAAAGUUAUAAAAGUAUUUUACAAUGUGAAGUGUAGCUUGCAUAUGUGUAGUAUUAAGCAAUAAUUUAUAGACCCCGCCCAACGGGCUUUAGUGUAAACAUGCAUUUCUUUUGUGAUCUGUUGCUAUGGUAACUAUUAAACGUGUUUCGUGUCGUUAACUAAA
This is a messenger RNA of Helicoverpa zea (corn earworm), 6934 nucleotides long. RefSeq names its product chloride channel protein 2 (gene ClC-a). Lineage: Eukaryota; Metazoa; Arthropoda; Insecta; Lepidoptera; Noctuidae. The record is from RefSeq and is a predicted model, not a curated record. Gene Ontology annotation, molecular function: voltage-gated chloride channel activity. The coding region runs from base 419 to 3286 and encodes 955 amino acids. Gene Ontology annotation, biological process: chloride transport; transmembrane transport. Gene Ontology annotation, cellular component: membrane. The transcript has 23 exons.